AUGCAGUCCUCGUUCUCUCUGCCCCGCCUCGCCGCCUCCCGUCUCUCGACUCCCGCCGCUACUCCCACCCACCGUGCCAAGACUGUCGUCCCGCUGGUGGGCGGCGCCUGCUUGGGUCUCGGCCUGUGGACCAACAACUCGAGCCAGCCGCUCUCGCUUCCCCAUCUUCGUUCGGCCGUCGCUACGUCGCGCCGCCAGCUCUCUGGCCUGUUCCUCUCGGAUGAUCUGCACCAGAGCAUCGGCGUCAACAUCCUCGAGUGA
Molecule: messenger RNA, 261 nt
Organism: Acanthamoeba castellanii str. Neff
Lineage: Eukaryota; Discosea; Longamoebia; Acanthamoebidae
Exons: 1
Coding region: 1-261 (86 amino acids)
Source: RefSeq, a predicted model, not a curated record